AUGAGCCAAACCGCUAUUAUUCAAAGACCAAUCUUAGAGAUUGCGUGUUUCAAUCAAGAAUCUGCCGUGGUUGCUGCGGGAGCAGGAGCGGACCGCAUCGAGUUAUGCAAGGACUACCAUCUCGGUGGGCUAUCAGCCGACAUAAAGAUUCUCGAAGAAUUGAAAUCACAGCUCACAAUACCGAUCUAUACGAUGAUUCGACCACACGCGAAAGGCUUCUGUUACGAAGAAUCCGACUUCGAGUCGAUGAAACGGACGCUCAAUUCUCUCAAGUCCUACGGGGCUGACGGUUUCGUCUUCGGGAUUUUGAAUGGUUCCCCACAAAAGCCUUGCGAUCCGAAUGUGUCGUGGGUCGAUAUAUCCCGUAACAAGCAGCUUGUCCAACUAGCCGGCGGGAGGCCCUGCACAUUUCAUCGCGCUUUUGAUCUCAUUCCCGAGUCCCACUGGGAGAACGCAUUGGCCGAUAUCAUGGAGUGUGGGUUCGCAUCGAUUUUAACCAAUGGUGGUCCUUCGGGAACAAAAGCAACGGAAUGUGUUGAUAAGCUGCAAACUCUGGUAGGUUAUAAGACGCGGCUUCAAGGGGAAGGGAAAAUUCGAGGCAAGAGAGUCCCAGAAAUUAUUGUCGGAGGUGGUGUGAGGGCAUCAAACAUAGGCUUGCUCCAGAGAAUCACUGGGGCCUCGGCCUUCCAUUCCGCUGCUCUUCUGGCCUCAGAAGAAGUGACCUGCGCGAACGAAGUGUUUAAGAUGAAAGAUGGGAUAGGGCGGGUGUGGGAGACAGAUGGAAGAGCGCAAUAA
This is a messenger RNA of Penicillium egyptiacum, 795 nucleotides long. The record is from the annotation of a GenBank genome assembly. Lineage: Eukaryota; Fungi; Ascomycota; Eurotiomycetes; Eurotiales; Aspergillaceae.